Dracunculus medinensis (Guinea worm) is the source of this 336-nucleotide messenger RNA. NCBI's taxonomy places the organism in Eukaryota, Metazoa, Nematoda, Chromadorea, Rhabditida, Dracunculidae. The record is from the annotation of a GenBank genome assembly.
AUGAAGUUGAUAGAUGUAAUAUGCAAAUUGUUCGAAGAUUAUCGGCGAACAACCUCAUCAAAAUUAAAAAUCAUCGAUGCAUACAUGUUUUAUGUGUUUAUUAGUGGAGUUAUCCAGUUCAUUUAUUGUGUUUGUAUCGGUACUUUUCCAUUCAAUUCAUUCUUAUCCGGGUUUAUUUCGACAGUUGGAUGUUUUGUGCUUGCAGCCUCACUUCGUAUUCAAGUGAAUCCAGAAAAUAAGGCAAUUUUUCCACAAAUUAGUUGUGAACGGGCAUUUGCAGAUUUCAUCUUUGCACAUGUUAUUUUCCACCUUGUUAUUGUUAAUUUCCUCGGUUAA